GAGAAUGCAGACUCUGUCUCGCUGUGGUGCACCGAUAAGAAGUUGCAUUUCUACCAACACUAUUACAGAUCCACAUUCAGACAGAAAAUGGCUAAAGAAGCACAACUGACUGCAGACUCGUAUGCGAAGGCGCUCGCAGCUUUUGUCGGAAAUGGAAAAUCUCUGCUGGACCUCGCUGAGAAGGAAAGCAGGGAAGGCUCUUUCCAGGAAUUCAUCAGGCAGAAAAUCCGCAUAGAGCAAAAACAGUCACUGCUGGGUCUGAUUGACACUGGUGCAGCUUUGUAUAAAAGUCUGUCAGUGAGGAAGAAAAAGGAUAUGGAGGAUCUAUGCCGGAAAAACACUCACUGUGUUGCUCUGCAGGACGCUCUGCAGGACUUUCAACAGCUAGAAGUGCAGUGGGAUGCCUUUCUACAGCACUUGGAUGAUGAGUUACAGCUAAGUGCUAAAACCCUGGAUGGUCGGCUUCAGUCAAAGAGUAUUUCACCUGAUAUACCUCUCAUUGAUGCCAGAACAGGAGAGGCAGUGACAUUAAAGAAAUAUCUGGGAAAAGGUAAUAAGACUCUGCUCGUGUUAAUCCGACAGUUCUCUUGUCUGCUCUGCCGUCUCCAUCUCAAGGACUUGGAGGAGAAUAAGAGCUCCCUGGAUGCACACUCGGUGCAGGUGGUGGUUAUUUCGUUCGGCUGUCAGGAGGGAGCUUCACACUGGAUGCAGGAGACGGGCUGUCAGUUCGACAUGCUGUUGGACUCUGAUAGAAAGAUGUAUACCGCGUUUGGUCUGGGAGCGUCUCUGAAGAAAGUGUUAAACUUCACUAACAUGCUGCUUUAUGCCGAAUAUGUGGCGGACAACUUUGAGUUUCCAAGAGGACUCGCAUCGAUUGAAGAAGACAUGUUUCAGCUGGGGGGCGACUUUGUUUUGGACGAACAUGGGAGGGUGCUGUUCUCUCACUGCUGUCAGAGUCCAAUAGACCGGCCGUCAGUGGAGGAGAUUUUAUCUGCAUAGCGAAGAUUAAACUCCUUCUUCUUGCACAACACAGAUUAAUUGCAGAAAAUUAAACAGAAAUUGGCAGAGCUGUUAAUGAAUUUAUAUUGAAGCAUUUUGUUGGAUGAA
Molecule: messenger RNA, 1107 nt
Organism: Scomber japonicus (chub mackerel)
Lineage: Eukaryota; Metazoa; Chordata; Actinopteri; Scombriformes; Scombridae
Exons: 9
Coding region: 88-999 (303 amino acids)
Source: RefSeq, a predicted model, not a curated record